AAAACAUUCACCUGCCCUCAGACUAAGAUCGAUUGAAGUUUGGUGACAUUCAUACACAGUGACAGUCCCUGGAGAACCCUCGGCAUAUAGGGUGAUAUCUGUUUUGCUUUCUUCUGGAAUUACAACAGGAGUGUAUUACAGGAUCAAAGGAAGAAACUAAGCAAGACUUUGGAGGUAGAUGCAGGGAUGAGUCAGUCCGGAUCCAUUGGAAGCAAACAGGGAACCUCCAAUGGAGGACCUGGGAGGAUGAGUGCAAAAGAUCUGUUUGAACAAAGGAAGAAGUAUUCCAAUUCCAAUGUGAUCAUGCAUGAAACAUCUCAGUAUAAUGUUGAGCAUUUGGCCACAUUUAUGAUGGAUAAGAAUGACGCGAUUGGAACAGUAAAUGACGCUAUCGCACGGCUCUUCCAGUUGGAGUCUAAGGGCAAAAUCUGGGCCCAGGAAAUGCUGCUUCAAGUCAUGAACACGACCCUCAGCCUUCUGGACUGCGGAACACGGGAGGAGCUAGAGAACUUCCCUCUAUCCAUCGUGCGCCACUGCCAGUGUUUGCAGGGCCCCCCGCGGCACCCUAACAUACUGCUCCUCGUGUGUCAAGAUGCAGACCAGCCCAAGCCUGACAUACACUUCUUCAACUGCGAUGUUGAGGCAGAGAUGGUUCACGCUGACAUAGAAAGUGCUCUUGCCGACACAAAACAUGGGAAAAAAAUGCGACCACAGACGCUGAAGAUUAAUCAGGAAAAGAUUAAACAGAGGGAAUCAAUCCUACCCCCUUCAACUGCCCCUAAACCUAUGUACAGAGAUAAUCAAAACCGGGUGAUGCCCCCUUCUCAACCAAAAGAACUAGAGUUUGAUCGGCGAAGCACAAAUUCACAAGAGCCAGAGGAAUCACCAGAAUUAAUAGCACAGAGGAUUGAAAGAGAGACGCAAGCCUUAAACUGCACUUUGGAUGACAUAGAAAUGUUUGUGGCCAGAAUCCAGAAAGCAGCCGAAGCUUUCAAACAACUCAACAUGCGUAAGAAAGGGAAGAAAAACAAAAAGAAAGGACCAGCAGAGGGAGUCUUGACGUUACGGUCCAGGCCACCUUCAGAAGCGGAGUUCUUUGACUGUUAUCAGAAGAUAAAGCUGGCUAUUAACCUUUUGGCCAAAUUAAAGAGGCACAUUCAGAAUCCCAGUUCUGCAGAACUGAUUCAUUUUCUCUUUGGACCACUGGAACUGAUAGUUCAGAGCUCAGGAGGUCCAGAAUUGGGCAGAUCUGUGAUGAGUCCUCUAAUGUCCAGGGAUGCCACGGAAUUCUUGAAAGGACACCUAACUCCUAAAGAGGCACAACUUUGGGAGGCGCUGGGAGAGGCAUGGACUAAAUCCAGGGCAGAAUGGCCAAGAGAACCACUGGUCCCACAGUACAUCCCUAAGUUUAAUAAUGGCUGGAUACCUCCUUUGGAUAUUUUCCAGGGAGCACCUUGGGAGCUAGACCUAGGAUAUCCACCUGAACCUGCAAAACCAAAAGUGCAAGAAGAGCCUCCUGCUCCUAAUGGAAACCCUUAUCGGACACCUUCCUUCAGAAACAACCCACCUGCAGAGCCAAACAUGAGCCCUAAGAAUACCAGAAACUAUGAAGCUCCAGUCGCGGCCCAGCCAUUAAAAUAUGCCAAAAUUCGCUAUGACUUCACUGCUAGGAAUGCUAAUGAGCUCUCUGUAUUGAAAGACGAAGUUCUGGAGGUCCUGGAGGACAAUAAGCAGUGGUGGAAGUUGAAGAACAGAAUUGGACAGGAAGGAUAUGUCCCAUAUAAUAUCCUUGAUCAGGUGUCGGCUGAAGAGAUGGCUAACCAAGUAGAUGGAACAUACUCUUCGCCUUCCUCAAAAUACAAAGGAGAUCUAAGUCCUCGAGGGACGGGUCCUGUUAGCCCCUUAAACAAGUUUCCCAGCAGUUAUGCUGGAGAAAAAUGGGGCAGUGAAAUGGCAGGAUGGUCCACAGGUCAGAACACUAAGGAACAGUUAAUCCACAAUAUGGAUGUGGUUAAUGAUGAACUUUUGAAGAAAAUUACAACCAAUCAGCCACCCAAGAGGAACUACAGAGUUGAAAAAGCCCAGCAGGUGUACGUCCCACUUAACUUCCAGUCCGAACCAGAAGAAGUUAAAUCCUGGCUAGAAGCUAAAGGCUUUAGUAAAGGGACAGCGGCGCAACUGGGGAUCUUAAACGGGGCACAGCUUUUCUCGCUGAACAAAGAGGAACUGAAAAAAGUGUGCGGAGAGGAGGGAGCUCGGGUGUAUAGUCAGCUGGCUGUGCAAAAGUCUCAGUUAGAGAAAAGUCAGGGAGACACAGAACUCCAAGAAAUUAUGAGACGCCGCCAAGAAAGGAUAGAAUCUACCAAUUAGCGCAGUGUCUACCUACAUCUUUUCUGAUUAUUCUUUGUUUCAAAAGAGACCCACAAUGCUUUGCAUAAUUACAGCUCUGCAAGUUUCUGGCUGUGAUGGAAUUAUGAUUUUAUAUCUUUACAGCAAACAGCCAAGGAAAUGUGGACAUUAAAAUAAAUAUUAAGACUACAUAUUUGUAUAUUUAUAUACACUUAAUGCUGUAGCAGGCUUUAUUGUACUUUCUACCUGAAUAUAGACACAACAAUGUCAUACUGGACUUUUAUUGCCAUUAAAUUCAAUGCAAAAUUAGAAAUAAUAUCAGAUUUUUACCCAUUAUACUGCUGAUGUUGAUUAAGUAUAUCUGUACUCCAUCUUAAUCCGUAGAAUGGAGCCUUCAAGGAUUCACUGUAUGUGAGGAGUGAGCUCUGUUCAUAUUGUAAGUGGUGUGACAAUUCAAAGCUGUACUCACCACCAUGACACAAAGCAUUCUGGGAAUAUCAUCCCCAAUCGCUUGUUAUUUGAGAUAGAUAUAUAAUAAAUAAUAUAUGUAGAGAUAUGGAUCUGCACUCUCACUAACCAAAAAUGACAACAAACAAGUAAUUUUAUAGAAUUGGCUAAAAUUCCAGUGAGUGUGGUCUUUAUUAUAAUAAUAAAUAAAAUAUAUAUAAUAUAUAUAUAUAUAUAUAUAUAAUAUAUAGUUUAGUGAUGAUGGUUGGUUAAACAAUAAAGCCUGUUACAACUGCAUGUAUAUAUAAAUAUAUUGUUCACAUAUUUAUAUAACCGAAUGUCCUCCAUUUUGUUUUCUUUCAUUGUUUUUUCAUGCUACAAUUUAUUUUCUUAAAUAGGGGGGAGCUCUUUAAGUAUUGCAUGAAAGUAUUAUUUUUAUAUAUACAUAUAAAUAUAGAUUCAGAUAUUUUAUAAAGUGAUUUUGUACAGACACAGCUCCAGCCAGCAAAGUCUUGUGUCAGGUCUAAAAUGGUUGGUCAUUUUGGCAGUGAAGCAGUAAACUUUGAUAUGUUUCAUAGCUUUUUAUUGGAGUUAUGGUCAUUGAUGAAGAAAAUAAUAUGAUAGGCAUUUGAUAAAGAAAUUGACCUAAUUAUAUAGGUGACAAAAAUUAUCCAGUGGUAGGCAGAACAAAUGAAAAAUGUACCAUGGACUGUAACAUCAUGAUAUAAGGACACAUGGACAAAUGACACAACAUGUAAACAUGAUAAAAGAUAUGCAGACAAAUGACACAACAUGCAGUUGUGUCCUACCUGGUCAUGACAUGGCUACUGAUAGACAGGUCAGCCUACUGCAAUGCACAGCACAUCAGCACUGCAAAUCUGCACUAUGUAUUUGUAUUCAUUGAUAUCCAGAGUUAUUGAUUUUUAUUCCCUAUUACUUUAAUUCCUUUAGCGUCCUAAGUUAACAUAGAUAUUCAAAUCAUCAUUUAUUUAUCAUCAUGUAUUCACCAAAGAUUCCUUGUCUUCUACAACAAAACCUAAAUGAAUGUUGACUAUGCAGACACACAAUCUACUUUCAGGCUUGACCCACAAAAUAAGUUCUAUACAAAAACAUCACUAUAAAAUUAUAAAUACUAUAAAUAAGAUAAACUUCCAUCUUUUUUUUCCAUUUGAACUACAAUCUUUCCCCCUUAAUGAUAAACCUUAGUGUUAUAUUUUCGGAUAAGUAGCAACUUAGAUAAAUAUUGAUGUGUGUGUAUGUGUGUGUAAAAUAUUAAAAAGGAAAAUACAUGCGUAUAUAAUUUAUCAACUAAAUUAAAUAUAUUUGUAAAACUGUAACAAUGUGUCUACUCCUAGCUUAUAUAACCAUUUCUUAAUAUUAAUUAAUUAAACCUCUGUAUACAUUAAUUCUCAGUCUUGUAUAAUGAGUCCAAAAAUAAAUAUAAAAGAAGUCCUAA
Molecule: messenger RNA, 4252 nt
Organism: Bombina bombina (fire-bellied toad)
Lineage: Eukaryota; Metazoa; Chordata; Amphibia; Anura; Bombinatoridae
Gene: EPS8L2
Product: EPS8 like 2
Exons: 21
Coding region: 187-2370 (727 amino acids)
Biological process (GO): positive regulation of ruffle assembly; regulation of Rho protein signal transduction; Rho protein signal transduction
Cellular component (GO): plasma membrane; vesicle; ruffle membrane
Molecular function (GO): actin binding
Source: RefSeq, a predicted model, not a curated record